UUCAGAACGGUCUUUAUAACAAAAAAGGUUUAUUGGGUGGGUGUGCAGAGUUAUUACUAUGUAGGAUCUACAGUAUUCAGUUUACAGUUUAAGCAUGGUAAAUUACUGUGUUUUCGUGCCAUAUUGCCUUUUACGAUUCAACCGUCCGUGACCAAAAUGGCAAUUUGAAAUAUAUUAGACAAAUAUUCAAUAGAUGUGGGAGAACAUUUGAAAGCUAUAUAGGCAAGGGAAUCAAAGUACACCGCACCUUCAGCCUACAAGAAGUCGGACAAACUAUAUACGACUGAGUCAGAUUUACAGCAGGAAAUGUCAUUGGUGUGGAUGCUAUGCAAGGAGACCUGGAAUGUGCUUGAAAUAUUUGCCGAAAAGUAGACUACAACACCAAAUAAUAUAGCCAUGAAUUGGCAGCGAAAUUCAAAGAGCUACAAUGUCAACGAGGCUUUCGUGCUGGACGACACCUUUCCAAAGGGCAAGCAAGAGGAAACCAUCAGGGAAAGAUCGGAUUCACAGUCGAGUGUCGAGGACGACGAUGACCACGUGGCUAACCCGAGAGGGUUACCUACCCAAGCCGAGAGCAUCGACUUCGGAUUGGACGACGAUGUCAAUAAGGGAAAACCAUUCCGCGAUUGCUUGAUGGGGUGUUUCGUCAUCUUCGUCGUGCUGGCCAUGACGACCUGUGUAGCGAUUCUACUCUAUUUUAUUCUGAUCAAUACGGUAUUUGUCGAAAGUGACACCAAGACUACUGUCUCAGGUUAUACAGGUGCAUUGACAAUAGAGGGUACUGUACUCUUGAACGAGACCUAUGACUCAGAUUUGGCCGAUCCAGAAUCGAUGACGUACAGAGAUAUGGAGAAUGAAUUCUUGUCCUCGAUGAGUGGAUCAUUCAGCAACAGUACUCUUGCAGACAUUUAUAAUGGGACGAAUGUGGAGCGUUUCGAGCAAGGAAGUAUACGCAUAGUAUUUUCACUUUUUCUCCUCUCGGCACCGAAUGAUGCUGACACGGAAACGGAAGUCAUCUUGGAGGUGCAGGUCACCAUCGGCGAUGGCAUCUACUCUGGGUUCUUUGACGUGUUUGACGUCAUAGAAGACUCCUUAGAAAUCACAACUGUAAAUCAACAAAGUGAGACGACUGCCGAACCCCCGAUAGCGGCAACGGAAGCUCCAGUAGAACCAAGCACAGUUUCUACCAUUAAUUCUGUUACAAGUCAACUCAUGAUAUCAUUAAGCACACUGUUAUCAACACCAGUUACAACAACAGAAACAGUAGCACCAACAAUACCGACUACGACUAGACUUUUUUCUACUCAUGCACCAACAUCUCCAAAUAUCGACUUAAGCACGUUCUCCACAACUGCUACACAAUCAACAACAACAUCUCCCUCAACAACUAAACCGACCACCAUUCCGUCAGCUUCAACUUAUUCACAAACAGUAGGUACCACAGAUUCCACUACCACAUCAUCCACUGUGAUAAAUUUGUCUACAACAUCAUCAACAACAAUAGACAAUUCAACAGGCACAGUUCAACUUACAACUAAACCGACCACCAUUUCGCCAUCUGCAACCUAUUCACAAACAGUAGGUACCACCUUUUCCACUACCACAUCAUCCACUGUGGUAAAUGUGUCUACAGCAACAUCAUCAACAACAAUAGACAAUUCAACAGGCACUUUUAAUUUUACAAAUAAAUUGACGACGAUUCCACUAUCCUCAACAUCAGACACCACAUUCACCACCAUUCCCUCCACCACAAGGAUAUCAACAAUAGCAACAACAACAUCACCUGCAUCACCACCAACAAUCCCAACGACAAUAGACAAUGUAUCUACUACCGAUUCAGUAACAUCAAAGACCACACCUAACAUCACCUCACCAUCCUCCUCAUCGUCACCGACAUCAUCAACAGUAAUAGAUAAUUCAACAAGAACAGGUCUACUUACAACUAAACCGACCACCAUUUCGCCAUCUGCAACAUAUUCACAAACAGUAGGUACCACCUUUUCCGCUACCACAUCAUCCAAUACGGUAAAUGUGUCUACAACAUCAUCAACAACAACAACACCGUCACCAACGAUACCAACGACAAUAGACACUGUAUCUACAACUACUAACAUUUCACUCACUAAACUGACGACAAUUCGCCAACCGUCAACCGAUUCUCCUACAUCUUCAGCAGCUCGAGUGAAUAUUACAAGACAACCAAAGAUUCAUCCAGCCUUACCAGAUACGUGCGGUGCUCGACCGGCAGUGAAUGGUAGUGAUUCUGACGGGACAGCUCGUAUCGUCGGUGGGAUCCAGUCAGGUCCAGGGAAGUGGCCGUGGAUGGGUUCGCUUCGGGAUGGAACAUCACACCAGUGUGGUGCCGUCUUGAUACACCAAGAAUGGGCCAUCACAGCACACCAUUGCAUAGGAUUCUUUGACAACAUCGUUCUUGGGGACAACGAUAAUAGCAACUCAGAUCCUUCACCCUACCGUGUUCAACGAAACGUCCAACCCUUUUCCAAUCCCGACUUCGACACCGUGACCGACAACGGUGACAUCGCCCUGCUCUUCCUGACGGAACCCGUGGAGUUCAACGACCACGUCCAACCCCUUUGUAUCAAUACUUUGAAGACGGAGAUGACGUCUUUCAACAACUGCUUUGUCACCGGGUGGGGCACCGAUGAUUUCUUCGAUCAAAGAGCAAUGAGAUAUCUUUUGGAGGCCAGUAUACAAAUGAUUAACAGAAGUGUUUGCAGCGAGUGGUACCAAACUUUCCACGUCAUUACCAAUCAGCACAUUUGCGCAGGGGAAGAAGAUGGUCGCAGGGAUGCGUGUUCGGGCGACAGUGGAGGACCUCUGCAGUGUCAAGAUGGCCAAGGCAUAUGGUAUCUUCUGGGUGUGGUCAGCUUCGGUCAAAACUGCGGCAAUCCUAGACUUCCUGGGGUCUACACCAGGGUCUCGACGCAAAUCGAUUUCCUUUCAGGAAUUUUAGACACAAAUAUCAAAUAAUGAUCAGAGAGCAAACAUGGCGUUUAAAGACUUUCUACAAAUACGAUCAAAUCUAAUUAAAAUCUGUUAUGAAGUAAGUAAUGUUAAUUAAUGUUUCGUUAACAACUAAACAAUUUGUACGCGAAUUGAGAGAGAUCUACGAUUUCAAAGACAGUAAUUGAGAUGUGAUUACUAAGUGGUUCAGUCUUUCAGUAAAAUGUAAAAGGAAGAAAAUUCUCUUCAAAAAUUAAGCUCAGACCUAUCAACGUCUUUCAUCCGUCUUAAAUAUCAGGGCUUUCUAUUAUAUAGCUCUGCCCCUUAAGCACAAUAUAAAGUCAUUUUGAUAUGCAAAUAUACUGACUGCAAAGAAAUAAAGUAUGGGUAAAACUAGUUUUGGAAGAUUCCAUUUGCCUAUUAGGAGCUGAAAUCUUUCUGAAAUAGAUAUCUUUAUUUUACUAACAUUUGAAAUCACAUGAGCUGACGAAUUAAAAAAAAAAGUUAAAAAGACAUUUUGAAAAUUGAUAAACUAAUUGCAUACCAGGCAUAUCGAAGAUGAUGAUUGCAAGGAGAUUUGUUACAUAUAUGUAUGUAACGUUGCAUGAAGAACAUUUAAAAUUGUUUCAUGUCGGCAUAAUAGUUUACGAUGCAGAAUCAACAAUACUUUAUGAAAGAAAGGUAAAGAGUUUGUUACAAAUUCGUUAAAAACAAUAAUCGUAUACAUUGAAUACGAUAAAUCUUGUAGCUAACGCACGACUUAUAAGCAAACCGCAUUGUGGAACUCCUUUAAAAAAAUCAACUUCAUUUUGUGUGUUUUUGUUAUCAGUCAUAUAGACAGUUCAAUGCUUAUUAAAAAAAUUGUAUUCAAGACGUUAUACAACUCAACCUCGACUAAUUUGGCAUCGUUCAUGUACAUGAAUUACAAUUCUGAAACUUAAAAAAAUCAGAAUAUAAAUCUUUAUCCAAAUACUGAAUAGUAUAGGUGAGAGAUUUGAUUAUGAACUAUAAUCUCAUUCAUAAUUUUUUAAUGACUAUUUAUCAAUAUUGUGACUAUUCAGAACUAAAGGGGAAAUACGCAGUAUAGGCUAUAUGGUUUUAAUAUACAAAAUAUUUUACUAUGUAUAUUUUUAUAUUUUAAAUAAAAUGUAUAUAUACGAUAUGUCGCAUCAGGGAUAAAGAUGAUCCGUAUAUUUUAUGAAUAUAUCAUGAAUAAAUAAAUUAAUGUACUUGUUAAUGAUAAAUCUAUGAUUAUUAAUAUUGUACGUGACUGUA
Molecule: messenger RNA, 4239 nt
Organism: Strongylocentrotus purpuratus (purple sea urchin)
Lineage: Eukaryota; Metazoa; Echinodermata; Echinoidea; Camarodonta; Strongylocentrotidae
Product: mucin-5AC-like
Exons: 12
Coding region: 397-2991 (864 amino acids)
Biological process (GO): proteolysis
Molecular function (GO): serine-type endopeptidase activity
Source: RefSeq, a predicted model, not a curated record